AUGACAAUCAAGGCGCAGACAUUGGCAGACUUCAUCACCGAGGUACAAAAUCCGGAGCCCGAAGUUACCUGGAAGGUGUAUGUAGAUGGAUCGCCCACUCGGCAAGGAAGUGGAGUAGGCGUGUUGUUGGUCUCCCCCCACGGAGAAUGGAUGCACCUAUCCGUACGGCUAGACUACAGAGCAACCAACAAUGAAGUUGAGUAUGAGGCGCUUAUAGCAGGUCUGCAGGCUGCUCGGCAUGUGAGAGCUAGCAAUGUGUUAAUUCAUUCAGACUCACAGUUGGCCGCUCAGAAACUUGCGGGGGCAUUUGAGAUAAGAAGCGUUAGGCUAAAGCUUUAUGCGGAAGCCUUCGCCAAACUAAGGGUCAGUUUUCGAGAGGUGGUGGUACAGAAGAUCCCCCGCUCGGCCAAUCAAGCUGCAGAUGAACUGGCCAAGCUGGCCAGUUCGAUAACACCUAUCGUCAUUGAGCAGCCAGUCGAGCAAGUGUCCCUGGUCGCCCACAUUGACCGAAUGGAGGGACUCACAUUCCCAAGUGACUGGCAAACGGCUGUAACAGAGUUUCUGAAGUCCGGAAUAACGCCGUCCGAUUGGUCGAAGGCACACCUGCUCAGAAGAAGAGCUGGUCUAUUCGCCCUCAUUGGCGACCAGCUCUACAAAAGGGCGUUCUCCAAGCCUCUGCUUAAAUGUGUCGGCCUGGAGGAUAUGGACUACAUUUUGAAAGAAGUCAGCGAUCUCGUCUGGAAAAAAGUCAUGCCGGUCGGUGACGUGACCAAGUUGGGAGCUCCGUGGGCCGGGUCGUUCAAGAUUGUAGAAAAGCUCCAUUCGGGCACCUAUUACCUCGAGGAUGAAGGUGGACGGAAGCUAGAGCGACCGUGGAGCACAAACCACCUCCAGCCGUACCGAGCUGGGUGA
Molecule: messenger RNA, 912 nt
Organism: Zingiber officinale
Lineage: Eukaryota; Viridiplantae; Streptophyta; Magnoliopsida; Zingiberales; Zingiberaceae
Exons: 2
Coding region: 1-912 (303 amino acids)
Molecular function (GO): nucleic acid binding; RNA-DNA hybrid ribonuclease activity
Source: RefSeq, a predicted model, not a curated record